Molecule: messenger RNA, 921 nt
Organism: Nomascus leucogenys (northern white-cheeked gibbon)
Lineage: Eukaryota; Metazoa; Chordata; Mammalia; Primates; Hylobatidae
Product: putative aquaporin-12B
Biological process (GO): transmembrane transport
Cellular component (GO): cytoplasm; membrane
Molecular function (GO): channel activity
Source: RefSeq, a predicted model, not a curated record
AUGGCAGGUCUUAAUGUGUCCCUCUCCUUCUUCUUUACCACCUUCGCCCUCUGCGAGGGGGUCAGGCGGGCCUCCAAGGCCCUGCUCCCAGUGGGCGCCUAUGAAGGCUUCGCCCGGGAGGCGGUGGGCGCCGUGCAGCUCGGGGCCUGCUGCCUGGAGAUGAGGACGCUGGUCGAGCUCGGGCCCUGGGCUGGGGGCUUUGGGCCUGACCUGCUGCACACCCUGCUCUUCCUGCUCUUCCUGGCGCACGGGGUCACCUUGGACGGGGCCUCGGCCAACCCCACCGUGUCCCUGCAGGAGUUCCUCAUGGCCGAGGAGUCUCUGCCUGGCACACUGCUGAAGCUGGCGGCACAGGGGCUGGGCAUGCAGGCCGCCUGCACCCUGACACACCUCUGCUGGGCCUGGGAGCUCAGCGACCUGCACCUGCUGCAGAGCCUCAUGGCCCAGAGCUGCAGCUCGGCCCUGCACACAUCCGUGCCCCACGGGGCACUUGUGGAGGCCGCCUGCGCCUUUUGUUUCCAUCUGACCCUCCUGCAUCUGCGGCACAGUCCUCCCACCCACAGGGUGCCGGCUGUGGCUCUGCUGGUCACCGUCACGGCCUACACGGCUGGGCCCUUCACGUCCGCCUUCUUCAACCCUGCCCUGGCCGCCUCUGUGACCUUUGCCUGCUCGGGACACACCUUACUGGAGUACGCGCAGGUGUACUGGCUGGGCCCUCUGACAGGGAUGGUCCUGGCUGUGCUGCUGCACCAGGGCCGCCUUCCCCGCCUUUUCCAGAGGAACCUGUUCUACAGCCAGAAGAACAAGUACCGAGCACGAGGGAAGCCGGCCCCGGCCUAGGGGGACACCCAGACCCCUGCAAAGGGGUCCAGUGUCCAGGAGCCUGGGCGCAGCAGUGGUGAGGGGCCGCAUUCCCGCUGA